UUGAGACAAUCCGAGAGUGCACAAUGAGACGAGCGAAUUAUGUGCUUAGCUUGAUCGGCUUGUGCCUUUUAGGUCUGAAGCUUGGAAAUGCGACGAAUAGCAACGAUAACGGGCCUGGUGUGGCACUUACUAGGCAAGCCGUGGAGCUGGGCAUGGAGCCGUCGGUGUUGGGGGAACUGUGGCGUACCAAGCAACCGGUGAUUAUCAGCAAGCCGGACGCAGUGGGUCAGCUAUGCACGACGACCUACGAGCUGUCACCCGAUGGGCAAAACAUAAUCGCUACUACUGUCAAAGAUGGCCAAAGUGCAGCCAAGUUGGAGGUCACUACUACCACACCCAGCCCAGUAAGUCCACAGACCGACUGGGAGUAUCUGCCUAAUUCAAUUGGUCAUAGACGCACAUUCACAAUAACACCCUUGGCGAGCAAUUGGCCGAGCUUCGGAGAAGGCUCUCCGCAGUUUGGCACCGGCCACAAUAAUCGCGGAUGGCCAAGCUUUGAGUUUCCAGCAGGUGUUACUCCUCAAACGUCUACCAAAACGGAGCAGGACAAUCAGGGACGGACUGUGACGACAACAAUCAAAACCUAUCGAUCACCUGUGUACAGCAGCUGGUCAACAGGCACACCAUUAGGUUCCAACUGGCCGAGUUUUGAAAUUCCAGCGGGAGUAACACCUAAGGUGUCCACGAAGACAGAGCUAGAUGAUCAGGGACGCACUGUGACGACCACGACAAAGACAUACGAAGGAGCCGUGUCAAACAAUUGGACACCAGGAGGUGAAGCUGGAAGUCUACCGUCCAGCUGGCAGCAGAGGCCCAACAUAUUUGAAGGUCAGCUACCCAGCUGGCUUAAUAGGCCACCACUACUACUACCACUACCAACCCGACCCACUGUUCAGCAACCACUGCCAACACCAGUGGCUGGUCUAGGUAUACACACCACCACACGCCUGCCCGCAUUUGGCGACUUCCCAGAUGGAAGUCAGACAACACCCAAGACAAUUGCCACUUUCAAUGUGAAUGACCUUCCCACAUACACAAAUACCAAUGAACUGCCCACCAACACCAGAGUGACCACCUACAGAGGCACCUUCAAUGGCGUUGCACCACCAAAGGCCGCUGAUUUGGAGCCGCCUGUGCGGGCUAUGCUCAAUAAUGCGGGCAUUACUGAUGAAGAUAUACUCUAUGCUCAAGCAAGGGGCGAAGAUAUUGUACGCAACCGCGUUAUGCCCGACGGAAGCAUUAUCAAGACGACGGUUCAUUUAGAUAACAGGGCAGUUGGAUCCCCAGAGGCCCCCUUGCCAACACCACCACCACGACCAUUGGCGCAGACCCAGACUCACCAAACACAGCCAGCGGUCGAGAGCCAACACGAAUCGCAGGCUGCGGGACAGCAAAGGGACAAAUCAAUAGAAGAUUUUCUCUCACAGGUGAAUCUUAGGCCUGACGAUAUUCUGGCCCAAAACGGAGAAGUGGUCAAGACAAUUGUCGAUAAGGAUGGUCGGGUGCUAAGUGCUAAAUUCGUGCUGAGUACCGUUAAAGGUGACGAACAGGCCGAGGGGCAAGGUCAGGCAGAACUGCCAACCAAAUAAUUUCUGAAAUUGAGUCUUUGUCAUGAAUUGUAAACAAACAAAUUCAAAAACACGUAAAAACAUUAUGAACAAUAUGAAUAAAUUAAAUAAAAGCUUAUCAGUGCGGGUUUUUCCUAAAGAUUACCCCAAUCUAAAA
Messenger RNA from Drosophila innubila, 1725 nucleotides. RefSeq lists its product as uncharacterized. NCBI's taxonomy places the organism in Eukaryota, Metazoa, Arthropoda, Insecta, Diptera, Drosophilidae. The transcript is spliced from 2 exons. Bases 24 to 1589 code for a protein of 521 amino acids. The record is from RefSeq and is a predicted model, not a curated record.